Messenger RNA from Dichomitus squalens LYAD-421 SS1, 1809 nucleotides. RefSeq names its product natural resistance-associated macrophage protein. Gene Ontology annotation, biological process: iron ion transport; intracellular manganese ion homeostasis. The record is from RefSeq and is a predicted model, not a curated record. Lineage: Eukaryota; Fungi; Basidiomycota; Agaricomycetes; Polyporales; Polyporaceae. Gene Ontology annotation, cellular component: membrane. Bases 1 to 1809 code for a protein of 602 amino acids. Gene Ontology annotation, molecular function: cadmium ion transmembrane transporter activity; manganese ion transmembrane transporter activity. The transcript is spliced from 9 exons.
AUGUCGCUCCUGAACCAUCCUGAGCGCGCUGCGGCGUACCGCACCCCUUCGUUGAGCGAUGCUACUAGCUGGCGCGCUCGUGUGGCAUAUACUUUGCGUACCGUAACUCACCAUGUCAGCAAGCAUGUGGGGGUAGGUAUCAUCUGUUCGGUAGCCUAUUUCGACCCCGGUAAUUGGAGCGUCGACCUCCAAGCCGGAUCUCUCUUUGGAUAUCGCCCCAUGCUCUUUGUGAUCCUGAUGGCAGGUCUUGGAGCGAUGGUAUUGCAGUCUCUUGCAUUCAAACUGGGCUGCGUCACCGGUUUAGACCUGGCUUCCCAUUGUAGAGUGCUCCUGCAUGACCGCCCAAGAUACAAAUAUCUGAUUCGCUACGGAGUGCUAUACCCACUCUACGUGCUCUCCGAAAUCGCCAUAGUCAGCACCGAUCUAGCGGAACUUCUGGGUUCGGCGAUCGGCCUAUGCUUAUUGUUCCCAGCUCUUCCACUGUGGGCCGCGGUCAUCAUCACUGCAUCCGAUGUCCUGAUUUUCUUGAUCAUCGGGGAUCCUUCUCGUGGUCACGGUCGCCCUGUCAAGCUCUUUGAAUAUACAGUGAUGGCGCUCGUGGCAGUUGUCUUCAUAUGCUUUGUUGUGCUCUUGGUCCGGGUCGAACCUGAUUGGCCGCAAGCCUUCUUGGGCUACAUCCCCUCCAAAGCGCUCUUCGAGAGAAAGCCUGAUGCAUUAUACACUGCUGUGGGGAUACUCGGUGCUACGGUCAUGCCGCACGCGCUCUUCUUGGGGUCCUACCUUGCAACGCAAGACAGGAUUAGUUCCGAAUCAGUCCUUCCUGACCCUGCAACGUCGUCAGGACCCUCAAACCUUCGGGGCAGACUUGGCGCCUGGCUCCAAUCUCUCUUUACAGUAUCGCGUGCUGAGCGCAUAGCCGCCUCGAGGACUUAUCGGGACAAAUACGGUCGCGAGAAUAACGAGCUUGAUUUCAUCCGGGCUCACCUUCCUCACGGACUUGUGGAUGUGAUCACGAGCUUAUUGGCCGUUGCCGUGCCAAUUAAUUCAGCCAUUCUCGUGAUAGCGGCAACGGUCUUCUUUAGGGACGGAACAUCAAUGAGAAAUACACCAGCAGACCUCUUCGAUGCCCAUGAUCUGAUCAAGGAGCACAUUGGCAAAGCGGCUGCGUUUGUGUUCGCUCUCGCGCUCCUCUGUGCCGGGCAAACUGCCAGUAUCACGGCAACUCUCGCCGGCCAGAUCGUCUCCGAGGGCUUCAUCGAAUGGCGGAUUUCUCCAUUCCUCCGACGUAUCGUCACUAGACUCAUCGGUCUGAUACCGUCUGUCGUGGUCGCCAUAGCCGUGGGACGACCCGGCAUAGACACUCUCCUCGUCGCAUCCCAGGUGGCCUUGGCCAUCGUACUUCCUUUCGUUGCAGCGCCUCUCAUCUGGCUGGCGUCGUCCAAGUCCGUGAUGUCCGUGAGGAAGCCAGCGGCUAACACACAAGACCCCGGCCUGUCGACCCCCGAAGCGUCUCCGGCGAUGCUGACCCCAGACGCUGCGCCAUCACGCCAGGAUGUCAAUGUCAUCGAAGAAGUGUACCUGCCCACGGAGCACAGUCUAGGUUCGCUCAAGGAGAAACAUGUCACAGUGUUGGUUGAGAAGCACGAGCACAGGUUGGAUGAUAUUGAAGAGAUCUCGUUCGAUGAGGAAGCCCAUGUCUCAUUUGCGACUGGUUGGGUAGUUACUAGCCUUGCAUAUCUCACCUUCUUCAUCAUAUUGGCAGCUAAUAUGUACGCGAUCGUGAUGCUUGCUAUGGGUAGAACGGGCUGA